This is a messenger RNA of Elaeis guineensis (African oil palm), 2129 nucleotides long. Its product is annotated as probable hexosyltransferase MUCI70. Lineage: Eukaryota; Viridiplantae; Streptophyta; Magnoliopsida; Arecales; Arecaceae. The record is from RefSeq and is a predicted model, not a curated record.
UCCUGCUUCCUCCCUCGGCUCUUCGACAACCUGCAAAGAAUCCCCUCCAUAUAAAAUAUCACUUUCCUUGGAAUUCAUCCGCCUUUUAUACGCGCGUGUGGCCUGGGGAGAGAGAGAAGGGAGAGAUGUCAUCGCGGUCAGCAGCGGUGGCGGGGCGAUGACGUUGGGGCUACCGGCGCUUCGCUCGGAGAUCUACGGCGGCGGCGCUGCAUUGCCAAUCAAGGCGGUCCGACGCCGUCCGAGGGCGUCAAUCUCGGGGUCGCGAGAGAAGGAGGCCAAUUUCUUCCGGCGGAUCUGGAGGACCCUUUUAGGGAGAGAAGUCGGGCUUUUCUUCCUGCUCUUCGUCUUGGCCGCCGCCUUCUUCUCUUUUGUCUUUCGCCUCAGCGAAGGUCAAGUUAGGAUGGAUAUGGAAUCCACAGCUCAUCAACACCCAGCAAGUAAUGAACCUGGGAUUCGGCAUUCUGGGAUAUACUGGCAGACAAAGGCAAUUCCCUCACCACAUCCCUGUGGAAAUUUCUCAUAUCCUCCUCCACCACAUGAUAAGAAGCGUACUGGCCCACGAUCUUGUCCUGUUUGUUAUGUUCCUGUGGAACAAGCAAUGAAUUCCAUGCCAACUUCAUCAUCAGUAUCACCUGUCCUUAAGGAUCUAAAUUAUAUCAUUGAGGAAAACUCAGUCAAAAAAGAAUCGAAAGGAGGCUCCACAUUUGGUGGACAUCCGACUCUGCAGCAGCGGAAUGAGUCCUUUGAUAUAAAAGAGUCAAUGACCGUGCAUUGUGGAUUUGUUAAGGGAAAAAAACCUGGAUGUGGUACUCUGUUUGACAUUAAUGAUGCUGAUCUUCUUGAGAUGGAGCAAUGUCAUGGAAUAGUUGUUGCCUCAGCUAUAUUUGGAAAUUAUGAUAUAAUGCAACAUCCCAAAAAUAUAAGUGAAGCUUCAAAGAUGAGUGCAUGCUUUUACAUGUUUGUGGAUGAACGGACUGCGGCCUACAUAAACAACUCAACAGAACUGGACAGGACAAAAAGAGUUGGGCUGUGGAGAGUGAUUGUUGUCCGGAACCUUCCCUAUGUUGAUCCAAGGCGUAAUGGAAAGGUUCCCAAGCUUCUACUUCACAGACUUUUUCCUAAUGUACGAUAUUCAAUAUGGAUUGAUGGAAAGCUUGAGCUUGUUGUGGAUCCCUAUCUUAUACUAGAGCGAUUCUUGUGGCGUGAGAAUGCCACUUUUGCAAUCUCUAGGCAUUAUAGACGGUUUGAUGUUUUUGAGGAAGGAAAGGCUAAUAAAGCUGCUAAAAAAUAUGGUAAUGCCUCCAUUGAUGCACAACUCGAGUUUUAUAGAAGAGAGGGUUUGACUCACUAUUCUCCAGACAAGCUUCCUAUAACAAGUGAUGUCCCUGAAGGCUGUGUAAUACUCAGAGAACAUAUCCCCAUUACCAACCUCUUCACAUGCCUCUGGUUCAAUGAAGUUGACCGUUUUACUUCAAGGGAUCAACUUAGUUUCAGCACGGUGAGGGACAAAAUAAUGGCUAAAGUAGAUUUGAAGCUCAACAUGUUUGAUGACUGUCAAAGACGUAACUUUGUUAAUCAGGUAUAUCAUAAAGAUGUGAUGCAACAAAAAAGCAGUCAUCGUCCACCGGUAUCAUCUAAUGAAUCAUCUGGUAAGUCACAAUCAGACAGGACCACAAGAUUUCAACAGAGGAAGCCAGUUGGAAAUGGGAGGUAUAAGAAACCACGUUCGGGACAUCGACACCCCAGCAGCAACACAUUGUAGAUUGUUCCAAUACAUUUUUUCAUGUUCCAGGGUGCCUAACCACAGAUCAAGGUGCAUGGCAAUUGCACUUCAGCAGGCGUGGAAUUGUUAUUAUCUUAUCUUCUUUUUUUUGGUAAUAAGCUGAUUCAAAAUAAACUGCAUACAAGCUGAUUAAAGGAAAACAGGUUUGUUAUUUUUAUUUUUUGUUUUCUUUCGCUGGAGGCAGCGAGGGUGUGGAAAGGGUGAGAGGAUGGAGCUGCAGAUGUUAAGGUGGGCGUGCUUAGGCAAACUUGAAUUGUCCUCAGCCAGAGGUCAUGUAAUUUGUACUGCAAAGAAAAAUAGUUCUUAGCUCUUUUUGAAUAUACCACAAACAAACUCCUUCCAAGUA